Messenger RNA from Symbiodinium sp. CCMP2592, 672 nucleotides. Lineage: Eukaryota; Dinophyceae; Suessiales; Symbiodiniaceae. The record is from the annotation of a GenBank genome assembly.
AUGGACGCCGUCUCCAAGCAGCCGGUCUCGGUUGCCAUCGAGGCCGACCAGAUGGCUUUCCAGAUGUACAAGAGCGGGGUCCUCACCAAGACCUGCGGCACGAAGCUUGACCAUGGCGUCUUGGUGGUGGGCUACGGCACCGAGGAUGGCAAGGACUAUUGGCUCGUGAAGAACUCCUGGGGCUCGACCUGGGGCAUGGAGGGGUUUGUGAAGCUCGAGCGCGGCAAGCCGGGCCCCGGGGAGUGCGGGAUCAAGUCUCAAGCCUCCUACCCGGUGGUCUCUGGAAAGCCCGGGCCUUCGCCUUCCCCAUCGCCACCUUCGCCCGCGCCACCGACCCCAAGCAAGUCGCACUACGAGAAGCCGCCCUGCCAGAGUGACGAGGCCCAAGCUGAGGUAGAGGGUGCUGGCGGCAGUGUCUGCGCUCCGCACUGUGACUCCGGCUCCUGCCCCAGCGACACGCCCGAGGGAACCACGGCCAAGCCCAUGUGCAUCCUCCAGGACAGCAGCUCAGGAAGCAAGUACUGCGCCCUGGCCUGCAUCCUCGGCGGCUGUCCUGAGGGCUCCAAGUGCGUCCACCUCUCCAGUCUGCUGGGAAUUUGCAUCUAUCCCGAUGCCGAGGCAACCAGCAAGAAGAUGUCUCUCGCAGUGGAUUCCACGGAGAUCUCGAUCUGA